This is a messenger RNA of Mirounga angustirostris (Northern elephant seal), 5226 nucleotides long. It is a transcript of the gene ZFYVE1, whose product is annotated as zinc finger FYVE-type containing 1. The record is from RefSeq and is a predicted model, not a curated record. Gene Ontology annotation, cellular component: lipid droplet. Gene Ontology annotation, molecular function: metal ion binding; phosphatidylinositol-3,4,5-trisphosphate binding; phosphatidylinositol-3-phosphate binding. NCBI's taxonomy places the organism in Eukaryota, Metazoa, Chordata, Mammalia, Carnivora, Phocidae. The transcript is spliced from 12 exons. Gene Ontology annotation, biological process: lipid droplet formation. The coding region runs from base 1516 to 3849 and encodes 777 amino acids.
UGGAUUCGGCUCUAGCCUCUGCUAGCGUGGGGGCGGAUUUUGGGGGACCUUCUUUGUUUAGACUCUGCUCGUGCCCCUCGGGUUGUGGUGGUGUUGCCCGGGAGAAAGGAAGGGUGAGGAACCCCCGGCUGGAGAGAGGUGUCGAGGUGGGGGCCCGAGUGGCAGAUUGUUUGCUUGGCCGGUCGGGCGGUGAGGUGUUCUUUUGAAGGUUGAUUUUAUAUUUUUCUAAAUUGUGGCGAAUUUCGAUUUUUGUUUCCGUUGUGGGAGCUGCUUGGGCAUGGCUGAGGUUAGGGUGUAAAUAAGGUCUCCUAGUCACUCCCUUGCCUUCCUUGUUUGUCUAAAAAUAAGAUUGAUUGAUUACUAGAGGGAGGACUUUACAUUUCGUUGGGGUAUUAGAAUGGAGGUCAAGGCUAAGAGGGGUUAAGAAUGUAAUUGUAGAAGUGACAAAAGCCUCUUUCCUGCCCCAGUUAUCUUUUUUUCCCUUUUUUCUUUUUGAAGUUAUUUUUAAGUUAGUUUUUGAGUGACAGAGAGAAAAAUUAUUUGUUAUAACUCACUGCAGGCCUGGCUUUGCAGUGGGCCUUAGAGGAGGAAUUCUGUCUCCUGUUGCUCCCUUUUUUUUGCAAUUAGAGAAGGGACAAAAGGAAGUAACAAUAAUUGUUCUUUAUUGUUUUUAAACAUGACAUGGUGACUUUUGUUUCCAGGCUUAAGGUCCUUCAUAGACAUUUGUCUAGAGUUGAAACAACCUAACUAGAUCUGCCAAAGGCUUUGAUGGAGCUAAAGUCUACAUUAUUAUCAUUUCUUUAGAUUUUUACAGGUCUCUUUAUUCACCUCAUAAGUGUGUGCUGCAGGUUAGGGGAGUGCAGAGGGUUGUCCCUCCAAGGACUGUUUGCUUAAUGAUUUUGAUUCUGAAUUAUUAUAAUAACUGGAUGAACAGAGAAUUUCAGUCUGUGAAAUGAAGAGACAAAGUCUCUGAAAUGCCUUGGGCCUAGAGAUAGUGGCUGUUUUCAAAGGGAGGAGCCUUGCCCAUGAUUUUGAGAAGAAAUUUCUAGGAUCAGAAGUAGCCUGUGUAUCCCCUGAAAUAUUGACUUGAGGUUGGAUUAUAUUGCAGAGCUUCUGACCACUCUCUUUCACUACCAAACCCUUGUGGCUGAGGCCCAACUGAUGAGCCCACCUCAGUGAACCUAUCGGAUCUCUCUCAUAUAGCCAUAAGAGACCCUUUCAAGUUAACUUUGACCACAACUUUGCUUGCACUUUAUGGAGGAUAAAACCAUCAAACCAAAUCAACGUUGCUGCUGACACAGGAAUCUUGGAGGCAGAAAAUUAAAAAUCCCAACAUUCGUGAGUGUGAAGAAUUCUGAUAGGACACCGAAGGUUUGUUUUUGUUUUUGUUUUUUUUUAAGGUGUUCAGAAUCCAGUGAAAGUUCUGCAGUCCUCAGACUCAAAAGCCUUUGUCUUCACUCCUGGGGAAAGCCCAGGGACCGGUCUACGGUGGGUGAUUUCCUUACCAAUCUGAGUAUGAGUGCUCAGACGUCCCCAGCAGAGAAGGGCCUGAAUCCGGGGCUGAUGUGCCAGGAAAGUUACGCCUGCAGCGGGACUGACGAAGCGGUCUUUGAGUGUGAUGAGUGCUGCAGUCUGCAGUGUCUCCGCUGCGAGGAGGAGCUCCAUCGGCAGGAGCGCCUGAGAAACCAUGAGCGGAUAAGGCUCAAACCUGGCCACGUCCCUUACUGCGACCCCUGCAAAGGCACCAAUGGGCAUUCGCCGGGUAUUAGGCAGAGGGCAGCCGUGAGGUGCCAGACCUGUAAAAUCAACUUGUGCUUGGAGUGCCAGAAGAGGACUCAUUCCGGGGGUAACAAAAGGAGACACCCUGUUACUGUGUACCAUGUCACUAAGGUCCAGGGGCUACUGGAGGAAGAAGAGCUGGAUGAGGAGACCAGGAGGAAGAAGAUGACUGAGAAGGUCGUGAGUUUCCUCCUAGUAGAUGAAAAUGAAGAAAUUCAGGUAAUGAAUGAAGAGGACUUUAUUAGGAAAUUGGACUGUAAACCUGAUCAGCAUUUGAAGGUGGUUUCCAUUUUUGGAAAUACUGGUGAUGGAAAGUCUCAUACUCUCAACCACACUUUCUUUUAUGGCCGUGAAGUCUUUAAAACUUCCCCUGCCCAGGAGUCCUGCACUGUGGGGGUGUGGGCGGCAUAUGACCCAGUCCACAAAGUAGCAGUGAUAGACACAGAAGGGCUCUUGGGGGCGACGGUGAAUCUCAGCCAGAGAACACGACUGCUGCUUAAGGUCCUGGCCAUCUCAGACCUCGUCAUCUAUCGAACUCAUGCAGACCGGCUGCAUAAUGACCUCUUCAAGUUCCUUGGGGACGCCUCAGAAGCUUAUCUGAAGCACUUCACCAAGGAGCUCAAGGCUACCACUGCUCGCUGUGGCCUGGAUGUCCCCUUGUCCACUCUAGGCCCUGCUGUUAUCAUUUUCCAUGAGACUGUGCACACUCAGCUGCUGGGCUCUGAUCACCCCUCGGAGGUGCCUGAAAAGCUCAUCCAGGACCGGUUCCGGAAGCUGGGCCGCUUCCCUGAAGCCUUCAGUUCCAUUCACUACAAGGGAACGAGGACUUACAACCCUCCCACCGACUUUUCUGGGCUGCGGCGAGCUCUGGAGCAGCAGCUAGAGAAUAACACCACCCGUUCUCCCCGGCACCCGGGGGUCAUCUUCAAAGCCCUGAAGGCACUGAGUGACCGCUUCAGCGGUGAGAUUCCUGAUGACCAGAUGGCGCACAGCUCCUUUUUCCCAGAUGAAUACUUCACCUGCUCCUCCUUGUGCCUCAGCUGUGGGGCUGGAUGUAAGAACAGCAUGAAUCAUGGGAAAGAAGGCGUCCCUCAUGAAGCCAAGAGCCGCUGCAGAUACUCCCACCAGUAUGACAACCGCGUUUAUACCUGCAAGGCGUGCUAUGAGAGAGGCAAGGAGGUCAGCGUAGUGCCCAAGACAUCCGCUUCCACGGACUCCCCCUGGAUGGGUCUCGCAAAGUAUGCCUGGUCUGGGUAUGUGAUCGAAUGUCCCAACUGCGGCGUGGUCUACCGGAGCCGGCAGUACUGGUUUGGGAACCAGGAUCCUGUGGAUACGGUGGUCCGGACAGAGAUUGUGCACGUGUGGCCUGGGACUGAUGGAUUUCUGAAGGACAACAAUAAUGCUGCCCAGCGCCUCUUGGACGGGAUGAACUUCAUGGCUCAGUCGGUGUCUGAGCUUAGCCUUGGGCCCACCAAGGCUGUGACUUCCUGGCUGACAGACCAGAUUGCCCCUGCGUACUGGAGGCCCAACUCCCAGAUCCUGAGCUGCAACAAGUGCGCUACGUCGUUCAAAGAUAACGACACCAAGCAUCACUGCCGCGCCUGCGGGGAGGGCUUCUGUGACAGCUGUUCGUCCAAGACCCGGCCCGUGCCUGAGCGGGGCUGGGGCCCUGCGCCCGUGCGGGUGUGUGACACCUGCUACGAAGCCAGGAAUGUCCAGUUAGAUGUGACUGAGGCACAGGCUGACGAUGAAGGCGGGACGCUGAUUGCUCGGAAGGUGGGCGAGGCCGUGCAGAGCACUUUGGGAGCCGUGGUGACAGCCAUUGACAUACCACUAGGGCUGGUGAAGGACGCGGCCAGGCCGGCGUACUGGGUGCCCGACCACGAGAUCCUGCACUGCCACAGCUGCCGGAAGGAGUUCAGCAUCAAGCUUUCCAAGCACCACUGCCGGGCCUGCGGACAGGGCUUCUGUGACGAGUGCUCCCACGACCGCCGGGCUGUCCCCUCGCGAGGCUGGGACCAUCCUGUCCGAGUCUGCUUUAACUGCAAUAAAAAGCCCGGUGACCUUUAACCCCAGCUCCCUCUCCGCGUCCUUCACAAUUCCUUAGGUUCUCAGGGUUAGAAACAGAAGUCUCAUUGAGGUCGGCCCUCCUGCCGGGAACCUGUCACAGUGUGUGUCCUCUACUCCUGGGGCCACUUUCCUGGGGUGGGGGUGGGGCAGGUGGCCAGCCGGGGCGAGCCUGGCGGCCGGCCCGAAGGUGUGAGCCCCUCAGCGCGGGGGUCCGGGCAGCUUCCCGCAAAGGGGAAUGAACCUGAAUCCGUUGCGUUUAUUUCAGUCAAAAAUAAUAAAGAUACAAAUCUACGUGUAGAUACAUCUGAAGGGAACGUGGAGCAUAUUCAGGCUGCUGCUGGCUCUGAAGACUUAGCACAGUCUGUCCCCAGCACGGGGACAAGGUGGCCGCGGCCGCAGGUCUUCCCCACAGAACAGAGCCAGGUACAGAGCCACUGUGUCGCUAGUCACCUUUUGCUUCUUCUCUGGGAGCCUUUGAAGCCUCUCCUUUCCUUGCCUUUUCCCAGGUACCUCUUGCUUGGAAUGGCCCGACAGGAAUCUCCGGGGGCCCUCUGGGGUUGGAUCCCUACUCCAGGCCUCGGCUGAUGUCAGUCAUCAGAGACUGCCCAACUUAGCGUGCGGGUCACCGGCAUGGGUGGAGGGCAGGGGGUAGGGUCCUUGGCCCCGAGUACUGGGGAGAGCACGGGAGGAAACGGGCCUUCCCCAGCGGGGUUUCCUGCUUCGUGAUGCUUCUGUGUCCGCUUGGCUUUCCCAGAGGCCGCACCCUGCUCCUAAAUAGAGCACCUGCUUCCUUCCCCUCCGCCCCUGCGAGCCCACCAUCUGCUUCUGAGUGUUGCACUAGGAUUUUUAUUGCUUAUUUUGAAGUGUCUUAAUUCUUUGUUCCCUGAUACAUGUCCCCUCUGGCUAUUGGAGGGGUGAUAACGAGAAUCUUCCAGGGAAACAGCGCUCCGAAUGGACUGUUAGUUGUUUUAAAUAUAUAUAAAUAUUUCAACGGAUCAUUAAGAAAAAAAUUCUCUCUGGUUCUUGCAAGAGAAGUCAAGUGAACUUUUGUUUCUCACCAAGAGCCGGGACAUCCAUCUCUCAUGACUGGAAAGACUGUUGUGCUGAAACCCUGUCAUCGGGGCGGAUUUUAUCUUCAGUGGCCAAACGUGAAGAAUGAAGUGCGACGUAGUUCCUGACAGAGCUGGUGGGUGGGCCGCGCUUCAGGGAGGGACGUGGCAGGCGGCCCUGGCAUGAGUCGGUGUGACGGGAGCCCCGGCACGCGCUGGCCCUCCUCGGACCCGCGUCCUUACGGCCUCCCGUGGCCCAGUGACUCAGGCCCGACUCUCGUACUGUGUAUUCUCAAAUUCGCCAUUAUAAAGGAAUCUUCCUGCUGAA